GUAUGUAGUACUAGAUAACUCAAGUGUCGAAAUAAAACCACUUGAUUUCGAAACUAGACAUACUUAACGAUUGUUUAUAUCUAAUUAGGCGAUCGACAGUCUUAUCCCAUUACAAGUAGCACCUACGUCUUUAAAAACCCUUGGAGAAGAGAUGCGCAGCGCAGUUUGGUUGAUAGCGUUACGUUAGUCACUUGUUUUUAGUCAAAUUUGUACCCACUGAAAAUGAAACUGUUCAUCUUUGCAGGAUUACUAAUAGUCGUAGCAAAUGCUGCACCUAUACAGGAGAAUAUCGAUAAGGGCGAGGAAUUCGGCGAGCACUUCGAAGGUGACAUGGUGCUGCUGCCUUGGCAGCAGCGGGCAGUGUCAACGGCUAUCGACGCCCGCAACGGAUUGAGGGGCGCCGCCAAACGGUGGCCGGAUCGCACCGUCGUCUACCAUAUAGAGGAAGAUGAUUUUGGUGAAGACCAAGUCAAACUGAUCGAAGAAGGCAUGGCUGACAUAGCAAGCAAGUCUUGCAUUAAGUUCCGACCCAGAAAAAAAGACGAUGAGCACGCAGUUGUUAUUCAGGGAUCAGCGAAUGGAUGUUUCUCUAAUGUAGGCUUUAGCAGCCAGGACGACGAAGGCGAUGUCAACCAAGUUCUUAAUCUUUCCAAAGGAUGCUUCAGGCACGGAACCGUGGUACAUGAGAUGCUUCACACGCUAGGUUUUUAUCACAUGCAGAGUACCUACGACAGGGACGAAUUUGUCAAAAUCGUUUGGGAAAACAUCAGGGCAGGUACAGAGCAUAAUUUUGCAAAAUACACGAAUGAUACGGUAACCGAUUUUGGUGUGCCAUACGACUUUGAUAGUGUAAUGCACUAUCCGGAGACAGCUUUCUCCAAAAAUGGAAACAAAACGAUUAUACCGCUACAGGAGAACGUCAAAAUUGGACAACGGGAUGGAUUGUCUGAAAGUGAUAUCCUCAAGUUGAAUAAAAUGUACUGCGACGAAUCAGAUACGCUAAAAAUUACUCAUCGUUCCAAAUGAAAA
This is a messenger RNA of Cydia fagiglandana, 1029 nucleotides long. RefSeq names its product seminal metalloprotease 1-like. The record is from RefSeq and is a predicted model, not a curated record. The coding region runs from base 223 to 1026 and encodes 267 amino acids. Gene Ontology annotation, biological process: proteolysis. The transcript is spliced from 6 exons. NCBI's taxonomy places the organism in Eukaryota, Metazoa, Arthropoda, Insecta, Lepidoptera, Tortricidae. Gene Ontology annotation, molecular function: zinc ion binding; metalloendopeptidase activity.